AUGACUGACGCAGCAGAAGACGGCACUUCAUCCGCUGCUCAAGUCACGGUCGCUUCACCGCCGUUCGACAAUCCCGACGCUGAUCUGAUCAUCCGCACGCUGGACCAUGUCGAUUUCCACGUCUACAAGAUAAUACUCACACAUGCCUCCUCGGUCUUCGCCGACAUGGCAGCCUUGCCGACGGCUCCCGACACUGACUCAAGGGUAGUUGAGGUCACAGAAAGCAGUGUUGUGUGGGAUUGCAUCCUUCGCAUCUGCUAUCCCACCGUACUACCUGCGAUCGUCUCGGAUCAGCUCUGGCCGUUACUCGAGGCUGCCAAGAAGUACGAUAUGGCCUGUGUGCGCAACACCGUGGUGAAGGAAAUGUCUACACCCCGCAUGCUAGAGCAAGAGACGCUGCGCGUCUACAUGCUCGCAUGCAGCUACGGAUUCAAUGACGUCGCUGCUGCAGCGGCCAGGGUUAGUCUUCGCCAGACACCCGAGGCGAGGUCAUCUGUACCCGAGCUGCGCUCUGCGACAUCAGCCGCCUACUUCAACCUGCUGCAAUACCGUCAGGAGUGCGUGAAGGCGGCCAUAUCCAUUGCGGAGGACGAACGGUUCCUCCGUAACCAUAGAUGGGACGGGAUGGUAUCGGAGGAAGUGCCAGAUUGGAUCGUGCGCCGAUCCGGACCCGGCCCGGGAGUACCUGAACAGCACCAUCACGCAGAUUGUGCCCAAGGAACCGCAUAUGUCACGAAUUACACAUCAUACCGCAGCACGUUUGACGACUACAUGGCUCAGUCUACUGAAAGACUCAAAGCUCACCCUCACGGCGACGCAGUCUUGGACCCAGUCCUCAUCGCCACUACGGCGCAAGCAGCUGCAUUAUGCAGCAUAUGUAGAAAAGAUAGUGAUGCCAGUGAAAUCAGUCAUUUCAUUAAAUUCCAUGCAGCCCAGAUAGAUGCGGCCAUCGCGAAGGUAGUACUCGUUGUGGAGUCCUGA
Fomitopsis serialis is the source of this 981-nucleotide messenger RNA. RefSeq lists its product as uncharacterized. Gene Ontology annotation, molecular function: protein binding. The record is from RefSeq and is a predicted model, not a curated record. The transcript is spliced from 2 exons. NCBI's taxonomy places the organism in Eukaryota, Fungi, Basidiomycota, Agaricomycetes, Polyporales, Fomitopsidaceae. Bases 1 to 981 code for a protein of 326 amino acids.